UAGUUUUAUCAACACAUUAUAAAUAGUAGGUAAAUAGUAACCUUUGAUCUCCCUCGUUUUAGGUUUUAGUUCUACUGCAAAUUAAUUCUUAUUGACUUAUAAGUUAGUAAAUAGGUAUGUCAUUAUCACCAGAAGUAUUGCUGAAUGCAGUUACUCGAUCGAUAUGUAUAUCAAAGUUAAAAGAACUUCCAAUAUUUUUAAGCAAAGAGGUAACGUAUAAAACCAAAGCCUCUGUUUUAGUACCAUUAUGUGUUGAAAACGACCAAGUUUGCUUGUUAUAUACUCUAAGAUCGUCUAAUUUGAGCAAUCACAGCGGACAAGUUUCUUUUCCUGGUGGUAAAAUGGAUAAAAAUGAAGAUGUUUAUGAAACUGCUUUACGGGAAACUGAAGAGGAAAUUGGAAUAUCUCGUGAACACAUCGAUAUUUGGAGUAAAAUGCCUCAAGUCCAGGGUCGUGAUAGAAAUAUAGCUAUAACACCAGUUAUAGGCCUACUUAGAAAUUACCACAGAGAUAAUCUUAGACCUAAUCUAGGAGAAGUUGAGGAAAUAUUCACAGUUCCAAUGAAAACAUUUUGUGAUGUUAAUAAUCAUGCACACUUAGAGUAUGACGGUAUAAUAAUACCUGUAUUUUUGAAUGAAAAGCAUAAAAUUUGGGGAAUAACAGGAAUGAUCACUCAUUUGUUCUUAUCGUGUUUUUUACCUGAAAAGUUAUAUAAUGUCAAUUUCAUGAGAAGAAAAUUCACUUUGGAUGAACUAAUGCCUUCUAAACUCUGAGUGGUGAUGUUAAAAUAUGUAUCGAUCUACAUGGAUAGAUAGGUAUUCGGAAGAAGACCAGACAAGUCCAAUGCUCUGGACUCCGAUGCAGGACUAGAUAAACUCGACUCUCAUCACCUCGUUCCAUGUUGCCAUCCACACCGCUGAGGAUAGACAGAGAGGGUGUUGGAUUGUCAGGAGAAAGUUAUUCAGUGAGGUUACGACCCUCAAUAUUAGGAUUAUCAAUGCAAGAAGCAAGAGUAAAAAAGUGACCCAGUCGCAAUAUAUUAUUAUUGUUGUUAAUAAUGACAAAUGACAAAAUGUAUAUAAUGGUAAUUUUAUUUUUUCUUUGUACAGAGUAUAAAUCAUUUUAUAAAUUGAACUACAAAAUUUCUAUUGAGAGUAUGUUUUGACUUAGAAGUAUUUUUUACUGUAUUUCUGUGGCUUGUCAUAUCUAAAAUACAUAUUAAAUCUGUAUUAAUGCAUUCCUUUCCUUAAAAUUGUAACAAUGUGAAGUAAAUCGCACAAUGGGAGUGAAAAUCAUAAUAAAUCUGAAACAAUAAAAAUGUGUUAUUGUAAUAAAUAUAUAAUACAUAUUUAAACAUAUCAAAGUUCUCAAACUAGUCAACAUUCCAUGUUAAUGAUUUAUUGAAUGUGUAAGAUCAUCGGUUAAAUCUAUUUACAGUAUGACCUUGGAUUUAUUAUUUCUGAUGUUUCAAAUACUUCACAAGUUAUCGUUGUCACUAAAGUUUUAUAUGUCAACAUUGAAAAUUGUAUGGAAAUCCGUAAAAAUUAAA
This is a messenger RNA of Bombyx mandarina (wild silkworm), 1549 nucleotides long. Its product is annotated as mitochondrial coenzyme A diphosphatase NUDT8. Gene Ontology annotation, molecular function: coenzyme A diphosphatase activity. NCBI's taxonomy places the organism in Eukaryota, Metazoa, Arthropoda, Insecta, Lepidoptera, Bombycidae. The record is from RefSeq and is a predicted model, not a curated record.